AUGCCAAAAUUAAAUAAAUUUUUAUUUUGCAAAAAUGUUAAAAAAAGAUUUUUUUCACAUCGAGGAUAUAAAUUUGAUAAAAUAGGUGAAAGUCAAAGUUUAAGCGCUGAAGAGAUAGAAGAAUUAGACAAAGUAAGUAUGGUUUCCCUUAAAACAUUGAAAAUACCAGAAAAUAUUAAAAAUAAAUUACAUAAUAUAGCAAAACAAUUUAUAAAAAAAAAGGAUUUAGAAAAAUUAGGUAGAUUUAUGGCAAAGAAAUUGACAAGUAGAACUUGUGUAGAAUUACCAAGAGUUCUUCCAUCAAAAUUAUUAUGCGAAUCAGAAGAAGAAAAAAAUAAAAUAGAAAAAAUGUUAGAUAAAAAGUCUUAUAAAUGUUUGAAACAAUUUUUAACACAGUACAGCAAUAAAUCAAAGGAGUUAGAACAAAUAGCUCUAACGUAUGCUGAAGAUUCAAGACAUAAACUUAAUAUAUCAUUUUUUCCUGAAGCAUCCAUUGCUUAUACAAUUCAUAAGUUUAAUGGGCAUUAUGGAAUUAUAUAUAGAAUAUUUCAUGAAAUAAAACUUAGAAUAUCUGAUUUUUAUCCUAAAAAUUUUUUGAAUUAUUCAGCGGUGCCUGCAGUAGGUAUAAUAGCUGCCCAAGAAAUAUUUAAUUAUAAAUUUGAUAAUAUAUUAACAGUUGAAUCAUCAGAGCAUUUAACAUCAAUAUCUAAAUAUUUGGUUGAUAAAAUACCUAAUGUAAAACAUCAAAUGCAUUUAUAUGAAAAUACUGAUUAUUUUGAUUUAAUUUUAUUAUCACACACAUUAUUGUCAUUGUAUGACUAUGAUUCAAGAAUUCUCUUCAUAAAAAAUUUAUGGAAUCGCCUUUCAAAAAAUGGAAUUAUAGUAAUCGUUGAAAACGGAACUCCUACUGGAUUUCGUAUGCUUCAUUCAAUAAGAGAAAUGUUCAUUACAGAAUUAAAGUAUAACAAAUUUCACAUUGUUGCACCAUGUCCACAUGAGAGCAUUUGUCCAUUAUCUUUAACAGGUAAGGAUUGGUGCCAUUUCUCUCAAAGAAUUCACAGAUUAUCUCAUCAUAUAUACUGCAAAGGUAGUCGUGCAAAAAAUGUAGAAGAAGAAAAAUUUUCAUAUUUGGUUAUAAGAAAGUGUGAAGGUCCUAGAACAAAAUAUGAAUCUGAGUCAGCAGCCUUAACAGUUCAGGAAAAAUCUUUUUUCUGGCCAAGAAUUGUAAUGCCAACAAUAAAAGCAGGAAAACAUGUAUUAAUUGAUGUAUGUUCAUAUCCAUAUAAUUUUGAAAGACUUGUAGUUACAAAAAGUUCUCCAUUAAUAACAAAUUUAAAAACAAAAAAUGGAACAAUUUUAAAAGGUUAUGGAUACAAAAAUGCAAGAAAAUUAUUAUGGGGUGAUUUAUGGAGAUUUACAAAGAGAAUUAGUAGACCUGAUGCAAGACUUUAUACACCAGAAACAACAAAAAAGCACUUAUAUCGCUUAUAUCAAAAACAAAAAAGAAGACAAAAUAUUAAAUCUGUUGUUGAUAACAAAUCAGAAGACUAUUAUAAUUCACGUUCAAUACAAUAUUUUGGUUCAUAA
Messenger RNA from Plasmodium gallinaceum, 1587 nucleotides. Its product is annotated as mitochondrial ribosomal protein S22 precursor, putative. The transcript has a single exon. Gene Ontology annotation, biological process: translation. Gene Ontology annotation, cellular component: mitochondrial small ribosomal subunit. Gene Ontology annotation, molecular function: structural constituent of ribosome; methyltransferase activity. The record is from RefSeq and is a predicted model, not a curated record. The coding region runs from base 1 to 1587 and encodes 528 amino acids. Lineage: Eukaryota; Apicomplexa; Aconoidasida; Haemosporida; Plasmodiidae.